Messenger RNA from Phaethon lepturus (White-tailed tropicbird), 1251 nucleotides. RefSeq names its product POU class 2 homeobox 3 (gene POU2F3). Gene Ontology annotation, biological process: regulation of transcription by RNA polymerase II. The transcript is spliced from 12 exons. Gene Ontology annotation, cellular component: nucleus. The coding region runs from base 1 to 1251 and encodes 416 amino acids. Lineage: Eukaryota; Metazoa; Chordata; Aves; Phaethontiformes; Phaethontidae. Gene Ontology annotation, molecular function: DNA-binding transcription factor activity, RNA polymerase II-specific; RNA polymerase II cis-regulatory region sequence-specific DNA binding. The record is from RefSeq and is a predicted model, not a curated record.
AUGAGCGGUGAUGCGGCAGAUUCCACAGAUACUCGGCACGAACCCGACCAGGUGGAGCCAGGCAAUGAACAGAAUGGGCUGGACUUUAACAGGCAGAUUAAAACCGAAGACCUCAGCGACUCCUUGCAAUCUACAAUCCCCCCUAGGUCAGGUCACCUUGUGCAGGGAUCAUCAAUGAUGCCUGGAAGCCAAAUCGCGGGGGAUAUGAGCUCUCUUCACACGCUGCAGCAGCUGGUAUUGCUUCCUGGUCAUAUGCAGUCAGUUCCCCAGUUUCUUCUGUCUCAGUCUCAGGCCGGGCAACAAGCUUUGCAGCCAAACAUCCUCUCCUUCCCUCAGCAACAGGGCAGCCUUCUCCUCUCCCAGCCGGGACCCAGCCUGGCAUCACAGGCUGUGGGCCGUUCUGGGCUCCCUGGCUCAUCGGUUGAACCCCAUCUGGAUGUACCCCAGCAUUUGCAAGUGGCAAAGCACCUAACUCCGUCGGGAGCAUCUGAGGAACCCAGUGACCUGGAGGAGCUGGAAAAGUUUGCUAAGACUUUCAAACAAAGGCGAAUCAAAUUGGGGUUCACACAGGGUGAUGUUGGACUUGCCAUGGGGAAGCUCUAUGGCAAUGAUUUCAGCCAGACCACCAUUUCCCGCUUCGAGGCUCUCAACCUGAGCUUUAAGAAUAUGUGCAAGCUCAAACCUUUGCUGGAGAAGUGGCUGAGUGAUGCAGAAUCUGCUCCUUUGGAUUCUUCCAUGAACACUCCCAAUUCCUACCCCUCAGUGAAUGAGAUGUUUGGACGGAAAAGAAAGAAGCGAACCAGCAUUGAGACCAACAUUCGCUCCACGCUGGAGAAAAGAUUUCAAGAUAACCCCAAGCCCAGUUCAGAGGAGAUAUCCUUGAUAGCAGAGCAGCUCUCCAUGGAAAAGGAGGUGGUUCGGGUCUGGUUCUGCAACCGGCGCCAGAAGGAAAAACGGAUCAGCUGCCCAAUGCCAUCCCCCAUCAAAUCACCUAUCUACAAUUCCAGACUGGUCUCUACCUCAGGGUCCUUGGGGCCCCUCUCCGUCAAUCCGGUGCAUAGCACCAUGCCUGGGACUGUAACAUCAUCGUGUUCCCCAGGGAACUCCAGCAGGCCCUCAUCCCCUGGCAGCGCACUCCAUGCCGGCAGCCCCGGCACGGCCCAGAGCAACUCCAAAGCUGCAAUGAACUCGUCCGGUUUCAACUCUUCAGGAUCUUGGUACCGAUGGAAUCAACCUACCUACCUCCACUGA